Talaromyces atroroseus is the source of this 939-nucleotide messenger RNA. RefSeq lists its product as hypothetical. The record is from RefSeq and is a predicted model, not a curated record. Lineage: Eukaryota; Fungi; Ascomycota; Eurotiomycetes; Eurotiales; Trichocomaceae. Bases 1 to 939 code for a protein of 312 amino acids. The transcript has 2 exons.
AUGUCGAUAUCCGCCGAUAUUGCUUCGCCAUUCGAGGUAUCCGCAGACGCUGCAGCUGCGCUCGAACACGACGCUGUCUUUCAGCGCGUGCGUCAGCGUAUGGAAUCGAGCUUUUGCCCAUUCCACAGCGCGGAAUGCAGCGAGCAGCAGCGUUCUGUCUUCCGUCUGCACCGUGACGUCAUCUACACUCUUCUCCUCCCCCUAUUUGAAAUUCACGAUCAAGCUACACAAAUCGCGACGCGUGUGUUGGGCAGGCGGAAGGGUGCAGAGCCCGAGCGAGCCUUCCGCGGCGAGGCGCGUGGGGCCUUCGCCUGGCUCCAUUGCAUUCUGACCGAGGAGCGCGAAUUCUGCCUGGCCGAGGGAUGCCCGGCAUGCGUGGUGCUUCAUGUCCUCUCUUCAGAACCUACGAUUCGGUUGGUCGCGGUGGCGUGCAUGCUUAGCGACUUCCUGCCCGCCACCGACUUGGUAGACAUCAAGAAACGCCAUUUCGGGUUUUGGUUGAAAGCCAUGGAGAAGGCGGUCCGUGAAGAUGCUUUCUGGGGUGCGGAGUUCUGGCCGGAAAUCCAGCACCGGGCAGAAAGCUUGGCCGUCGACAUUAGGUAUCUGAUUAUGCAGUGCGUCGAACAUCGGAACGGAACAGAACUGCAACGGACGGCGUCGAUCAAUAGUAAUAAUCAUAACCAUCAUAAUAAUAAAUCGGCCGGCUGUAUUGCCAUGCGCUCUGAGCGACAUGCAUACCGCGUCCAUGUGCGGAGUAUUCCCGUGCAGCCGUCCGCGCUUGCCAGACGACAGCUGAACAUGAUGUGGGAAGAGCAAGAUCUGGUGUCGAAAUAUCUCCAGAGCUGUUGGAAUUCGCUAUGCUGGAGCGACCGUCGACAGAAGAUGGUUGACUUUUCGAAAACGGGCACAUUAUAUUUUCCACGCGAGGGGACGAUCUGA